Molecule: messenger RNA, 977 nt
Organism: Spodoptera litura
Lineage: Eukaryota; Metazoa; Arthropoda; Insecta; Lepidoptera; Noctuidae
Gene: CPG20
Product: cuticular protein glycine-rich 20
Source: RefSeq, a predicted model, not a curated record
CUUCACUACGUUCCGAAGUGACCCAUCACUAAACAUCAUGAAAGCCUUCGUAGCGUGCAUAGCCCUCGCGUUGGUGGCGUGUGCCAGCGCCGAAGCCCCCUCGGGCUACAACUACAACCGUCCCUCCGGCGGCGGCGGCGGCGGCAGCUUCCACGGCGGUAUCAGCGGUGGCAGCGGCGGCUACCAGGCUGUCUCCACCGGCUACCAGACCUCCGAGGGACAGAAUGUCGACCCUCAGCUCCUUGAGCAGAUCCGCUCCAUCCUCCUGAAGGAAGAAGCCUCAUCUGGCUCUGGCGGUCACGGUGGACACGGUGGACACGGAGCUCCCUCCUCCUCCUACGGUGUGCCUUCAUCUUCCUACGGUGUGCCCUCAUCUUCCUACGGUGUCCCGUCUGCCCGCGUCGUCGGAGUCGUGCUUGAGGGAGUCCGCCAGGGAAUCCAGGUCGCUCAAUACGAACAGCAGUCAUACAGCUCCCACUCCAGCGGUGGUGGCUACCCCGCGGCCGUCCCCUCCGGCAGCUACGGCGCUCCUUACUAAAUUAACUAAAUUAUCCGAACUUGUCAAGUACAUUUAGACGACCAACAACAUCAAAGAUUACACAAAGAAGAGUCUAGAUGCCUAAGUCACGUAAAGUUCGGAUGGUCGACGUUAUUCGGGCGCGCUCGCAACAUCCCCGAGUCGCUCGAAUGUGUUUUGGAAUCGACCGGCCUUCACGUACAAUGUAGGUGAUGUCGGUCUGGCCGACCAACGCCUUGGCCAACGCUUGCGACUGUGCACGCACACGGGUGAACAUGUCCCAGCGGCUAACCAGUCACUAGCAGCCGACUGUGGCAGCUGUCAAAUAUGUCGCAGUGGCAUAGGCAGCUGACAGGUCUCCUGCGGAAGGUGAAGUGGCUAGCCGCUGGGCUCGGAUCACAUCUUGUAUAAAGUUUAUCGUAAGGUUAGCUUAUUUUAUUAUUAAGUUUAUGUUUUUUAU